UUAAAAUUUUUUUAUAAAGCUGCUUUUCCCGGAAAGUGUUUUCCUCCAGCUUCCUACCUCCAGGACAGCCCCUCCUCCUUGGGGCUUGAUGAAUCUGUUUCCAAGGCUACGGAUAACAAAACACUUUAUAAUCGAUGUCGCUGAGCUGGAGACAGUUAAGUAACAAGCUAAAUUUGUAAAAUAUGAAAAUAAUUAGCUCUAGCUGGUAAUAUUAACCCUUUAAGUUAUCAAAGUAUAAAAGUAGGAGUUUGGCCACUCUUGAAAAAUAAAAUAGUCUCUAUUUCGCUGGAUAACAAUAACCGAGAACUAUGAAACUGGGCUCCGGCUCCACGUCUUCCAGUGGCAAAACCUACCUCGGCCGGUACCGCUCACUGGCUCCAGGCUCUCACGUAGAUGAAGAUCUGUUUGGGAGCCAAAAACCGGGACGGUUAGACAAACAGGAAAAAUCAGCAAGAGAAGCAAAGGAUUGUUCACAGAAGAACAAGGAAGGAGAGACUUUUCAAAUCAUCACCAAAGACCUCAUCCGCAAUGUCAGGAUCCCCCAGAGAGAUCAUUCAAGAGAGUCCCUCUUCCUUCCUCCAGCUGAGUUUGAGCGGAUCACCUCAAGGAUGCUCCUCAAGGAGGACCGAGAGGCCUUGAAGCAGGCUUACCAGAGAAAGAAAGAAGAGCAACGUAAAGCUGCAGAUGAAAGGAAACAUAGAAUCCACGAGGCAGACCUGUCCCGUAAGCAGAACCAGCCGCUGACUGACCUGGAGAUCGAAGCCCAGGAACGUGCACAGCACCUGGUGGAGCAGAGUAAUGCUUUAAGGAUGGAACAGGAAGAUGAGAUCAAACAACUCAACCAGCUGAUGCUAGGUGCUAAGUGUCAAGCCACGUGUGAUGCCCAGAUCCAGGAGAAGAAGCAGAUCCAGAAAGAGUGGGCAGAGGAGGAGAGGCGUCUGGACAACAUGAUGGAGGUGGAGCGCCGCAAAGCUUUGGAGACUUUGGACAAAAUUGAAGGGCUGCGCAGGCAGCAGAGGAUCAAAGGAAGGCAGGAAAUUUAUGAUCAGAUCCAGUGGCGCCUAGAGGAGCGAGAACUCAUGGAAGAAGUGAAAAAGAGAGAGAGUUGGCAGAUACGGGAAAACCAGGAGAGAAUGAACCUGGAGGACCUCAAGGCGCUGGAGAAGAAGAGGAUGGAGCAACAGCUUCUGCAGGAGGAGAUCAAGCGCAUCAAUGCUGAGACCAUGCGGGCAAAAAAGUGGAGGAUGGAGGAGGAGAAGCUGGCUGACAUGAGAGCGAAGGAGUAUAUCCAAAAAAAACAGGAGCGGGAGGCAGAAUAUGAAGCAGAGCAGAGACGAAUGAAGAAGGAGAAACAGUUGGAGAUUGGUCGUUUGAGGGCCCAGCAAGAAAAAGACAGGGACUACAAGGCUGAGCAGGAUGAGCUCCGUGCUCGCAGGAACCAAGAAGCCGCAGAGAGGGAAUGGAGGAGAAAAGAGAGGGAGCGGGCUGCACAGAAAGCCCAGCUGGAAGCGAUGCUGAGGUCGGCUCACGUGGAGCAGGUUCAGUACAAAGAGCGCAAUCUGUCAGUGGAGGCUGGCCGGGAGAAGGCCGAGUUUGAGAGGCUGUUGAAGGUUCAACAGGAAGCGACAAUCAAAGAGGAGACGCAAAAGGAGAGGCAGCGUCAGAAAGUGCAGCAGCAUGCGCAGGCCAUCCGACAGCAGAUGAAGGAACGGGAGAUCUCGAUCUUGGCUAAGCGCAAAGAGACCUUCAAGGAGGCUGAAGGGCUGAAAGAGGAAGCCCGGCAGAGACGUAUACGCCUUGAUGAGAUCAAACAGAAGAAGCUCCAGGAGCUCAAGGCUACAGGACUGUGUGAAAAGUACUGCAGACAGUUGGAAAGAAAGGUCCAGAACUGCGUAAGCUGAUCAUCUGACCACUGGAUUCACACUAGAACGAGUGAGAAGCUCUCAUCUGGUCCCUCCAUCACAUUUAUGGUCUAAUUUAACACGUUUCAAUUACAAAUGUAAGUUAAAUGAAAUAUAAAGGAAUGUAACAAUAGACCAAUAAAAUACUAAUAUAUUUAA
Archocentrus centrarchus (flier cichlid) is the source of this 2060-nucleotide messenger RNA. RefSeq names its product cilia and flagella associated protein 45 (gene cfap45). The coding region runs from base 309 to 1901 and encodes 530 amino acids. The transcript has 12 exons. The record is from RefSeq and is a predicted model, not a curated record. Lineage: Eukaryota; Metazoa; Chordata; Actinopteri; Cichliformes; Cichlidae.